Molecule: messenger RNA, 3789 nt
Organism: Entrophospora candida
Lineage: Eukaryota; Fungi; Glomeromycota; Glomeromycetes; Entrophosporales; Entrophosporaceae
Source: the annotation of a GenBank genome assembly
UUUGAAAUUACUUUUGAGGGGGUCUGUAGUCUUCAUGAUCUUGGUGUUGUUAAAACAAAUAGAGAGAAGCCUCUUAACUUAAAUCAAAUUAAGGAUAAUAUAGAAAAGCUGAAAGCCAAACUUAAUAGAGAUACAACCCCAUUCUAUCAAGGGUUGUAUUAUAGUGUAGAUAAGAUAUCUGUUGACGAAUUAUCCUGGAAAGAUCCCUUGGCUAGCCAGGUUAUUAGCGAUAAUUUGGAUAUUGUGGAGAAAUUAUCUAAAGGCUUAAAAAAAGGAUUCAUGCGUCAUAAUAUGCAUUCGUAUAAUCCACUUCUACUGCCGGAUACGAUCACAACCCUCUCACAAGAGGAGGAUGACACUUCUCUUGAAACGAUCUUGCUUGAAUAUGCUCAAUCUUGCGAUCUACCAGCUAAGUCUCAGAAUGAUUCGUUCAAUAAUUCAAAAAGCUCAUCUAUGGAAGUGCAAUCAUUAAUUGAGUUUCAGGAUUUAACAGACCUUGAUUACAAACCUAAUAUUGCACUUUUCGAAGCUUAUCGUCCAAAAGAGAUUAAUUCUAAAUAUAUAGUCCGGACAGCAGGAAAAGGUUUUACGGUAAUUGAUCAUCCUUCCGAAGUUUAUGGAACGCCAGAUACACAUGAAUGUAUUGAUGGGAACAAACCCCUUCGCUUAAUUCUUGAUAUUGAUGCGAGACAAAAACUUGAUCCCACUAAUCCUAAAAUUCCUUACUUAGACAACAAAAAAAUUACUCGUCAAGAUUUGAUAUCGAGGAUUUUAGAUGUUACUGUAAAUAUAAUAUACUCCACUUUUGGCGUGGUACCAUUAAAUAGUUUCGCCUUGGCAAGUUCCUCAGAUGCAAACAAAUGUAGCUGGCAUAUUAUUUAUCCUUACGCUCGUUUCGUAGAUUAUAGAGAUCUUAAGGGCUUUACGGAAAAAGUUAUCGAAUUAGUCGGAAAACCUUACUCGAAGUUUAUUGAUGUUGGCCUUCCCAAAUCACGUUUUAGUCUUCGGCUCCUUGGAUCGGCAAAAGAAAAAAGAAUUAAAAGACCUGCGAUAUCUUCAGUCAAGAAUAGAUUUCACGAGCUAGAGGAUUAUUUGGUUCAACCCAAAUUGAAUUGUUCUGUGAUCUGGCCACGAACCUUUUCUUCUGAAAAACCGGCCGAUAAAUUCCUGCCUAUCGAAGAUGAAAAUGCACUAGUUAAAGGAGCUAAUUUGGUUAUUGCAAAAUAUGGGUGGCUCGAGAUUGGAACUAUCGGGAAGGGUUUUAUAAAUUUUAGCAGAGCUAGUUCCACUAAUGCGCAAUUAUCUGAAGAAUGCCCUAUAUGUGGCGUUAAACAUGAAAAAAAUCAAUUAUACGGGUUUCUUCUAAAAGACGGACAUUUUAUACUCAAAUGUUUUCGGCAAAAACAAUAUAAACCAGAUCACAAGGGAUUAGUAUUUGGCGAAGUAACUAAUGAUCUAUCAAGACCUAAAUGGGGAUUAAGUGAAAGAAUAGUCAAUAUCAUAAAGCAUCCACAUCCACUUGUAGAUUUAUCCGGGAAAAAUAUUAAUGUUAAAGAGAUGGAAGAUGCACCAGAAGCUUAUCCGGAUUUCUCGAGUGAGGAACCCACUACAACCCUAAUUCACUCACCUGUUGCCACAGGAAAAACAAAAACUUUAAGAGAAAUUCUUGAUUCUUUAGCCAAAAGUGAAGCGAAUUUGCCUUGCUUUAACUGGGUUUCAUAUCGUAAAACUCUUAGCAAUGAGACUAAAGCUAAAGUUGAAGUAUUACAGAAUUCAGGACUUCGCGUGUGCCAUUAUCAAGAAAAUGAAGGUGAUUUAGCUAUACGUGACUGGGAUGUUAUCAUUGUCCAGGUCGAAAGUACACAUCGUCUUUCACUUUAUGGAGGUCGUUCUUAUGUAGUUAUUUUGGAUGAAUCAAAUGCUAUCAUGCGUCAAAUGUCAAGUGGAAUUCAUGCACGAGAAUCCGAAAAUGCUAUGCGAGAUUUGUUGAAGUCAGCCGUCCAUGUUGUGGCGAUGGAUGCUUUUGCAAAUGAAUCGACUUUGGCCUUCUUAAAACAAUAUCAAGGCGAAAAUAUACGAAUUUUUGAUAAUAAAUAUCGGCCACGCGAAGGUGAAUCUGUAAAAAUUCUUUAUGACCCAGACAAAGGAUCAGAGGCUAUACGUAGAGGCCUUAGGAUGCUUCAAGAAAGUAAGCGCGUGGCCUUUUCUAUGACUUCUUGCAAAAAAGCUCGAGCUUUGGCACUUCAAACCUACAAAUUACGAAAACCAGAUGGCUCACAAAUUUUAACACGUGUUUAUUUUGGUCAAAUGGAUGGAAAGCAACGUCAAGAUGACUUCGCUAAUAUUAAUGCUACUUGGAGUGGUCUCGAUUGUGUAAUUUAUACAAGCACCGUAGAAGCUGGUAUCUCCUUUGAAAUUUCUAAUCAUUUUGAUGCGGUUAUAGGAAUAAGUAAUAUUAAUACAGGAGUACAUGCUGAAGCUUUUGCACAAAUGCUUUAUCGAAUUCGUGAUUGCCCAUAUCGCAUUAUUUCUCUUUACAAUAGCAAAAACCAUUCUGAGAUUUUUAAAGAACCAAAUCGUGAUUUUAUUCGUGCAGAACUUUCAGCUUUAAGACCCGGAGAUUUACCAACAACAGUAAAGGGAAAUCGUGAGUGGGAUAAAAUCGCCGAUUGUUAUGCACUUAAUUCAUCUCCAGUGGUAGAAACCUAUAUCGAAGUUGAAUAUCAGAGACGUUUAUCUGCUAAAUACUUUCCGGAAAUUCUUUGUAGUCUUAUUGCUAGUACUGGAACAUCUCUCGAGUUAAUGACAUUAGAAGACACCAGCUUGGCCAAAGCUACUCGCAUAGAAGUAUCUAAUACAAUCAAGAAAGUCGCGAAAAAAAUCAAAACUGCUGAUGCGGAAUUAAUAACUAAUUCCCCAAAUAUUAGUCCUGAUGAUGCUGAAAUUAUUAAGCAAAUAUCUACACGUUCAUUCACCGAUAAUAUGACUUUACAACGCCAUUAUUUAUGGAAGACUUAUGCUUCAGGUGAUAUCGGAGGUAAAGAUGAUAUUCGAGAUUGGGGUAUGGAUAAUACCGGCUGGACUAAACUUUGUAAUGUAGACUUCGUACAAAGAUUUAAUAAUCCCGAACCUUUACAACAUUUCAGGAGACUGGUAUAUUUCCGAAGACAAGGUUCUAAUGCAAUAAAAGCUUUGGAAAAUCUGAAAAUCAAAGAAGAUAUGCAAUGGGAAGAAUCACGCGAUUCUUUAGAUCCGGCAUCAAAUGAUUUGCGUAAAUCUUAUUCAGCAAAACAAUGGGAGGCAGUACAUGACCUUUUUCAAUCAUUGGGUUUUUCUGAUAUUGAUGAUGCGAAGAUUCUCUCAGGCGAUGAUGUGGCAAAAGCUUUCGAACAAUCACGGGAAAAAAUCGUUAAAAUUCGACAAGAUGCAGUGUUACUCUUUAAUUUUAAGACCAGAGCUAAAGGAACACCUGACCUUAAUGCUACAAUAAAAUUUAUUAAUGCGAUAAUGGGUAAGUGGUGUGGUUAUACUGUUAAGAGUGGGGUAAGUUACGUAGGUCCUAAGGGACAACAAGUAAGGAAAAAAACGUACCGGAUUGAUCGCCAACCAUAUAAUGAUGUUGGCUUCGGAGAUAAAGGUGCACCAAUACUUCCACCAUAUAGACCGAGGACAGCUGAUGAGGUUCAGGAACUCUUCGAUGUAAUAGAUGAUCCUAUUGUUGAAAAGAAGCAAUUAAGCUCAAGUUCCAAUUCCGAUUAUAUUGUAGAACCAGAUUAUGUUGUAAAGUAA